AUGGCCUCGGUUUUGGAAGCAGUAUUGCUAUACGUCCUCGCUUAUUUCUUCCGAGUGCUGGACUACAUCAAGAUUUGGCGCACAUCGAAGUCGCGCACGAUUCGUAUGGACAACGUGCUUGUCGAGCACAUCCAGAUCCCUUCGCGUGAUGCUGGACGUACGAUCUCAGCUAUUCGGUACUCGCCUAAGGGCUUUGAAGGUCCUCUGCCUGUGCAUCUGAACUGGCAUGCUUCCGGAUGGGUUCUGAAACGCCUGGGCUUGGACCGUCACAUGUGUGUGCGUUUUGCCCAGGAACUGCGCUGUGUUGUCCUGGAUUGCGACUAUCGUAAGGCUCCUGAGCACAAAUUCCCUGCGGCUCACAAUGAUACGGAGGACGCCGUGCUGUACGUGCUGGCGAACCCAUCGCUGUACGACACAAAACGCAUUACUGUCGGUGGUUCGAGUGCUGGUGGUAGUAUGGCACUUUCGAUCAGUGCUCACCUUGGCCCUGAGCGUAUUCGUGGCUGUUUCUCACUGUACCCUGUCACCUACAUUACGGAGCUGGAGCGCACCAAGAAGACGCUUAUCGCGCCAAACCCACGCUUCCGCAGUGGCAUUGUCAUUCCCGACUUGGUCAUCAAAUUCUUUAUCCGUGCCUACGUGGGUAGCGACAUGAGCCAAAUCAAUGAGCCACGUCUCUCGCCUCUCUACUAUGAUGAGUCGCGCUUCCCGAAGCAUGUGUUUAUCGCCUGUGGUGAUGCUGAUUCGCUGUAUCCGAACGCUUGCAAGAUGUUGGACAAAUUGCAUCACCACGUUGGAUCUGAAUUACGCAGCACGCGCAAGAUGAUCUCCAUUCCGCAAGAAGCACACGAGUUCAACAACUUCCCGGAGGUGGACAUUUCCUACGAAUGGCGCCACAAGGUCGAAGACACAGCGAUGGGCAUGAUCCGUGCAUCCUGGCAGGAUUAA
Molecule: messenger RNA, 948 nt
Organism: Malassezia pachydermatis
Lineage: Eukaryota; Fungi; Basidiomycota; Malasseziomycetes; Malasseziales; Malasseziaceae
Product: esterase lipase
Exons: 2
Coding region: 1-948 (315 amino acids)
Molecular function (GO): hydrolase activity
Source: RefSeq, a predicted model, not a curated record